Molecule: messenger RNA, 1392 nt
Organism: Cylindrotheca closterium
Lineage: Eukaryota; Bacillariophyta; Bacillariophyceae; Bacillariales; Bacillariaceae
Source: the annotation of a GenBank genome assembly
AUGAUGAUUGACAACACAGCCAUGAUAGAGGGUAUGCAGAACUUGCUAAUGCUUCAGAAGCAACAGCAGGAGCAACAACAUCUGAUGACACAGCAACACAUGAAUCGGCAGCAUCAACUUCAGCUUCAGCUGCAGCAGCAGCAGCAACAACAGCAACAACAGCAACAAAAUCAACAGCAGCAACAACAGCAGCAUCAACACCAAUCUCUAUUUCAGCAACCACAGCAACAGCAACCGCAGUCUGCCUUUGGUGAGAUUCCACGAAACGAUGAGAGCUCCGACAUGCAAAUCUCACCACUGCAAUCUAUGGAAUCCAUAACGACAAAUUCAAUGCUGCUACAACAAAUGCAUCGGCAACGCAAUCAAGAGAUGCAAAAUGCCAUCUUUUCUGAUCCCCUCUUUUCCAAUAACCUUAAUCACCACCUUCCUCAGAAUCCAGUAGCACCUACGCCGGCUACCAUACCGGAAGACUUGCGACUGGCCGCUGCUACCAUGGCAUCGAAUCGACACCUACAACAAAAGAUUCAGCAACAUCAGCAGUUUCAACAAACACGUCAGUCAGCACUUGGCAGUCUCUUUCCCAAUCUGUUCUCGCUGCAACCACAAACCGUCAACAGCAGCAACGAGCAUUCCAUCAAACAUUCCGCUUCGCGAGCCUCCCAAAGCAGUCUCGGCACCAUCAGUGUCAAUAACUCGGUUGGUAGCAUCGGAUCCUUGUCUAGACUCUUUUCCAUGGGAACUAUUUCAGGAAGUAUUGGAAGCAUGGCCCGACGUGGCUCGAGAGCCUUUCGAAAUACCUUUCAGGUGCCGUCUCCACGACUGACCAAGCAUACCAACACUGGUCUCAAGAAUGCCUCUUGGACCAUUACGGGACAACAACAGCAACAACAACAACAACAACAGAUACAACAGCAAAAUCAGAUACACCAGCAGCAGCAGCAAAGGCAACUACAACAACAACUACUAAAGAAGCCACAACCACAACCCAAAGCUGACACCUUUGCGGAAAACGGUAUGCUGGGUCCAUGGAGUGCUGCUUCGGCCGCACUCUUGGGAGACUUGGCCCUGACCAAUGAAGAAAAACAAAAGAAGAAUCGCAAAAAGCCAAAGGAUCGUCCCAAACGACCACUCAGUGCUUACAAUAUUUUCUUCAAGGAGGAACGAGCCCGCAUUCUAAAAGAAGUGGCGGCAUCCAAGGGGGAAGAUCCACAAGGCAAGAUUGGAUUUCAGAAUUUGGCCAAGUUGAUUGGAAAGCGAUGGCAAGAAUUGCCAGCCAACGAAAUGAUCUACUACAAAGAAAAGGCCGAAACCGACAUGGUGCGGUACAAGGAAGAAAUGGUAAACUAUGUCGCUUCGCAACGGGCGCAAGAUGAGGAAGUGACUUCCGAUUAA